This is a messenger RNA of Seriola aureovittata, 2936 nucleotides long. RefSeq names its product vitelline membrane outer layer protein 1 homolog. Lineage: Eukaryota; Metazoa; Chordata; Actinopteri; Carangiformes; Carangidae. The coding region runs from base 64 to 786 and encodes 240 amino acids. The transcript is spliced from 4 exons. The record is from RefSeq and is a predicted model, not a curated record.
AAGAGCUUUGAGUCUGAAGCCCUGGUACUUUUCAGAGUGAAACACUGACUCACUGCUACCAAGAUGGCGAGUCUGUUCACUGCUGUGGCCGUGCUGGCCGUGUUGUCUGGUGGGUUGUGUGAGGAGAAAACCUUUCUUCAGAGAGCUGGUGUGGCCUUUAACAACAGAGAGUAUGAAUCUGUGCUUACUGUGACCAAUGGAGAGCAGUUUGGAAACUGGACCUGGGCAGAGAUGUGUCCUGACAAGUUCUUUGCUGUUGGAUUCAGUAUCAGGGUGGAGCCCAACCAGUACGGGUCAGAUGACACUGGCCUGAACGGGAUCCGCCUCAUCUGCUCCAAAGACGAGCGCCGAAGCUUCCUGUACUCUAUUGAGUCCCACACUGGCUACUUCGGCGACUGGUCCCAGCCUCAGUACUGCCCCAGUGGCGUGCUCACCUCUUUCCAGAUUCGCGUGGAGCCUUAUCAGGGUCUGUUUGGCGACGACACGGCCGUCAACAACAUCAAGUUCCGCUGCAGUAGUAACCCGACGCUGGAGGGGCCCGGCAUGACCUGGGGAGAGUACGGAAGCUGGAGCCAGGAGUGUAUUGACGGAGGAAUCUGUGGCAUUGAGACCAAGAUGGAGGACUACCAGUACGGCCUGGACGAUUCCGCCCUCAAUGAUGUGCGCUUCCAUUGCUGUGCCAAGCUUCAGCAGACUGUUUGGCCCCAAGCCACACCAAAAUUGCCUGAAAGUGUUGGCGGUAUUGCCACCAAAAACGGUAACUCUAAACUCUUACCCUGUCACUAACCUGCAGCAAGAUGCAUGAGAAGCCAACCUUUUGUCUGUGUGUGUUUUUACAGGAGUGGUGGAAGAGAUAUUCAGCCCCUUUAUUUAAGUUAAAGUACCAGUGCAACAGUAGAAGUCUUUCAUUGAAAAGCAUCAGCUAAGUGUGCUUUCAUUGUUAAAAGUAAACUUUAUACUAUUAAAUUAAAAGGGAAACACUUUUUGCACACUUGUGGCGCCGGCUGUUCAGGAAGCCAGAUGUAACGGAGAGGCAGACUCCUGGAAACCCGUCGUCUUGUUUAAUUUGAAUAAUAUGACGAGAGGGGAAAAACCUAGCUUCAUUCAAAUAACAUCAGUCAGUGGAAACACAGACCAUCACAAUGUGUCUUGUCGACUUUUCUAAAAAGUCGCACAUCUGUAGACCAAGUCAUGUGAAAUCCACAAUUCAGUAUCUAAUAAAUGUCUUCUUUCAAAAUAAAACUGCACAUUUGGAUGAUUAUCUUGACAAAGGAGAGAUGCUCACUGACACAGAUUUAAACACAUUUGUGAAGAAAAUUUUACAGAAAAAAACCCUUUUGUGUGCCUUAGAUCUUUAAUUUCAACAUAUGCAAAAUGGGAGCAAAAACAAAAGUGUUGCAUUUAUAUUUUUGUUUUAUUCUGCAGAAACCAUAAAAUAUAAAAAAUACUCAAGUAAAGUAGAGUUACUUAAAAACUGCACUUGAGUGAUUAGUGUCCACCACAGGUAGUCACAGGUAAUCUGGCCAAGGUCACUGGGGCCUUUGGAAAACUUGGGGACAAAAAGCUGAUUGGAAGAAAACUGAAUUUUUAAGUGGGCUGUCACAAAACACGAAGCUAUCAGGUAAAUGAAAACAUAUCUGUAGUGUUUUCAAACUUGCAUCCAAUCGAAUGGCUGUGCCUGAGGAUUUCUCAUUAUCUUAAGAGUUUUUUCAUGAUGACAGGAUUUUCUCCAGAUGUUCCCAGACAAUAAAGAUGCAGGCCUGGCUACUUUAGGAACCUAAGCACCAGCUGCUCGGGCGUCUUUCAGAAAUCAGUAUUAGAAAGACAUGCACGAAACACAGAGGCAGAUUAAUGUGACAUCCUGGUGAUUAGAAUGUGAAAACAUGCCUUGAACAUCAGGUUUAACAAAUAUGAUAAGCUCAUGCAUACUAAUAUUAACCUGGCUGACUUACUAAUGCCCAUCUGGACUCAGACAUUGCUUUAUGCUCUAUGUUCUUAAUGUUUAAUCACAGUUACUGAGUCUGGAAUCAGUUUUGUUUGUGAACUCAAUCUCUAACCUCAGACAUGACAGAUUAUUAUAAAGCAUGGUCUAAUAACUGAGCAACCUUUCAGACGUUUGUUUCCAAGCUCUAAUUUGUGAUCAGGCUGAACCAAAUCCAAAAAUACAACAAAGCGAAGAUUGUUUUUAUUUAUUUAUUUAUUUAUUUAUUUAGUGCUUCUGAUCAAAGAAAAUGAACUACAGGUUUGACUGCAACCUUUAAUUCUGCUGUUUGUUUGAGCCACAAUGGCUCCUCUCCAACACAGAAAUCAAAUCCCAUCAGAGCUUUUUGUCUUGUGUUUUUAUUUAGUUAUUUUCCCACUUUCUGAAUAGAUAAAUGAAAUUAAGUGAGCGUGUUUUUUUUGUUUAUUAUUGUAUUGAAUUAUUCAUUUUAAUUAAAAGUGUUCCAAAGGUGAUAUUGUGUACCUUACACAAAGAGAAACAAGCUAGAAAACUGUAUCCCGAUGAUCUUGGGAAGCUUCAAAAUACAUUUUUCACCUUGGAAACAGCAGUCGACUAAACUAUCUCACCUCAAGGUCCAUUUAGCUGUUGUGGAACUUUCAACCAUAUUACACAGUCUUCAUCAGCAGAUGUUUACCACGUUUAAUGGAAAUCUAGACGUUAAAAUUUAAAUAUUUUUUUCUAAGCCCUUUACAGAUUUAUUAUUGAUGUUGGCUUUAAAUAACAGACUAACUAGUAACUGGCUCUUUUUGGGAUGUUUUUGUGACGUUAUUCAAAUAUAACGGAUAUUAAUCUGUGAAGCUGUUCUUUGCAGAUAGUGAUUUUGUGCUCUUAUGUUUUCAUUGACAGUGAUUGACUGUGUAACCGGCUUGAUCCAGUCCUUCUCCGACACCCUGAACUCAAAGACAGCAAAAAAUAAAGUGCACAUUUCAAUGUC